AUGGCGCCAGACGUCCCCACCAUGCUGGCUGCAUUUCCCCUAUCGUUCGAGAUCAUACCGUCGGGGUCCAACUCCCACCCACUCACCAUCACCGUGCUCCAGCCGCUUCCAAACCUCAAAUUCGACAAGGUACCGCUCCCUUUAAUAUCCCUAGACGCCUCCAGAAACACCAUAACUCCUGGCCAGCGACUCUUCCGGCUUCACCAUGACUCCCACUCGGUACUAGAGACGUAUAGCAAUAGCUACUUCUUUGUGAAGAUCCAGAAAAGAGUCACAGACAAGGAGCAUGCCUUGGGCAUUAUCUUUAACAUCCACAACGACUACUACUGCCUAGCAGAUCUCGACCCAGACGCCAAGUACAAAGACAUACUAGAUUCCAACAGCAUACCAUCGCGUGUAAGACACCCUCAUGACCUUGUUCCUCAGAUUCAAAGGCCCCUGGCGCCAUAUGAGCUCAAUUCUGACCAAUUGGCAGCUAUACGAACGUUUUCCAUGAAACCACCACAAGCGAUCCAGAAUGUCCAGUCGUCUCCCCAAACAGCGGAAACACCGCUCGAAUUCUUGCACUCACGGUACUUCACCAUUCUCUACUCGCUUACCAUCCCAUUGAGCUACUUCCCCAAAACGGCCUUGACCAGAUUUGCCAACUUGUGUGCCAACGACUCAUCCCUCAUCGGAAGCACCUUGGUCAAGUUGGUGUGGAGCAUUGAAAAAAUGGAUGCUAGACAUCAAGACAAGUAUGGGCUUCUCAACUUGAUGGGAUCUGCCGAUAAAGCAGCUCCCACUACUGUCGCCAGCGAAAAAGACGCCCAGCUAGACUUCAUUUCGAAAAACCACACUAUACUCAAAGACUAUUUCUCCAUUCAGUCCAAGAGAAAAGAAGAAUCCGAGGUCGCUUUUUCCACCAAAGAGUUGUCAAACGAGGAAAUCGGACAGAAGCUCUUCUUGGAGCUCAAAAUCAGAGAGGCACAGCUCCAGAUUCUAGUGAUUUUUGAAAUUCUCAGGAUUUGGAAGGUAUCAGAAACCGAAUAUCUUGAGAAGUGCUUGAAGAAGCAAAAGAAAGAUAUAGCCAAAAAGAGCAAGGAAGCAAAACAGUCUUUGGUCAGGAAGAAAAACCCAAAAAAGAUCAGGAAAAUAAUCCCCACCUUCUUGGGAAUGGGAGUUAAUGUCAGCAAUAUUGAUAGCUCUGAAUCAUCUGCUGCCCAAUCCAUAGAUGAAUAUUCUCUUUUUAUCAAUUUGGAUACCAUCGUGGAUAGAAUGGGAGUGUGGGAUACCCUCUUAGGAAGAACCAAAGGAAAUGACAGUGAUAGUGCUUAUGGAUUCUUGGCAUAUGUUCUAGUUCCUUACUACAAUAAGAAAUUACCAAUCAUAGUCAAAUACGUGAUUGAUAAGAUCAAAGACCUGAACAUGAAGUUGGUGACUCCCUCAUUCAAAAAGUUCGAACGAGACUUACAGCGGAGGUCAUCUGAAGGAUCUUCUCCAAGGGAGGAUGAGGACACUGAUAAAGACAGAUUAAAGGAACCUGCUCGGCCAUCAAAAUUCAGAAAAACGUUAUUACACCAAAAGGUGCCAACCCUCAAGAAAUCGGCCACCAUAGACUUAUCUGAAGACGAUAACCUCAGACCCGCAUUCGCCCUCAAGAGGUCAAAAUCAAACCUAUCAUCCAAGCAUCUACAAAAGCGUCAAGUGGAUAUUUCAAUCAAUACCGAAAAGAGCCAGAAGGAUAAGGCAGCUGGUAAAUCCACCGCUGAUCAAGGUAGCAAGGAGAAUAGCUCUUCGUUCAUUUUCACAAAGGUCAAACGGACCAAACUCACAGCAAGCACAAAAGGUUCCGGAUCCAAUGUUUCUAGAACCUCCUCAAUUUCUCAGGUCCAGGCCACACCUUCGAAAAAUAGGCUUAUCAGCUUCAUUGAUGGACAGGCAGCCCAAGUCGACUCUCCUCCUACCAAGGCUCUGCAUGCUCCCAAUAGUUAUAGCUCUGCCCUGAUUUCACAGAUAGAAAGUACCCCACAAAAUAAAGGUAAAGUGGUGGAUUUUACGGAAAUAAUUAAUACCCCACAGCAAUUCGUCAAGCCAUCCACAGCAUCUGACACAAGACGUGCUGGGUUGUCUGAAAAAUUGUUCCAGGCAUCAGAGUUGACUGUACCCGCAGUUGAACUGGGGAUUAUGAGUUCGCCAGUUAAACCACAAGAAACCCCUAAAGAAAAUAUUGUGAGCUCGCCUCUUUCGACUUCAAGUCGUAGAAAAAAGCCAGGAGAGCCCAUAUCGGUUAGCGAGUCACCAUUCUUCAAUCCCAGUCUAAAUGGAUCUCCAGUUUAUGGGGGCAUAUUUGGUGGGAAGAGAAAAAGUAAAUGA
This is a messenger RNA of Suhomyces tanzawaensis NRRL Y-17324, 2355 nucleotides long. RefSeq lists its product as uncharacterized. Gene Ontology annotation, cellular component: DNA replication preinitiation complex. The record is from RefSeq and is a predicted model, not a curated record. Gene Ontology annotation, biological process: DNA replication initiation. Bases 1 to 2355 code for a protein of 784 amino acids. Lineage: Eukaryota; Fungi; Ascomycota; Pichiomycetes; Serinales; Debaryomycetaceae. The transcript has a single exon.